Sclerotinia trifoliorum is the source of this 2952-nucleotide messenger RNA. NCBI's taxonomy places the organism in Eukaryota, Fungi, Ascomycota, Leotiomycetes, Helotiales, Sclerotiniaceae. The record is from the annotation of a GenBank genome assembly.
AUGCCUCCCGUACUAACUACUCCUACACGUGGCGACCAAGAGAACCACCAAGGUGUGUUGACUGAUGCAAGCGCUCGUUUCAAUAGGCAACCGACCAACAGCUUCGGCAAGAAGCCAAAAUACCAAUACCUUUCACGAGAUUCCCUCACCACGCCUGACUGCAAAGAAUUCAAUCUUGAUUACUAUUUCUCAGGCAGUAGCAAAUCAUCCCAUCCAUCUGGUCGAAGAUUGAGAGGCAGCACUAGUACCCGAAUAUUGCGCGAUUUUGCUCCUUAUCAACAAGCUGGAGCUAACCACAAUUCAUACAACACAAGCCCAUACACGCCUUCAAAGCUUUCCAAGGUAAUGAUUGCAGAAUACGAGCUACCUAUUACGGACAUUGAUACCCCUCCUCCUACGAUGGUAUGUUCGCAUUCUAUUGCACAGGCCCAUCAUCAGGCCAUUUCAAAUUACCUGGAAGAUGCCGCUGUUCAAUCUAUCUAACUGCCAUAGCCUACCAGACUCUCGCUCAAUAAGAAAUUGCCAUCUAAGCCGAUUUUUCGCCUCGAAAACUCGCCCGAACGCCGAGGUUUACUUGACGCUACCGAUCUUAAUUCUUCUUCUUUGCAAUUCCCUAUUCUUCUGCCGAAGUCUCCAGUCAAAGAGCCUACUGUCGCAGAACCAGUUUCCACAAAAUCACUGGCUCAAGACCUUCAUUCUGUUGUCACUAGACCAAUUUCACACAUUUGUGACACUGGUUCCAAUUUUGAGAUCGGAAUCGCUCAAAUCGGAACUGCUUACGAAGCCACGACGAUAUCGAAGAUCUCACCGCCACCUAACGACGAAAAGAUGACCUUACCAACAGUCCGACAGAACAACUCAAGCCUGAAACGAAUGCAACAUAGCAAAUCCAAGCUUACGGGUGCUGUUGACUCUACCCAAACAAAUAGUUUCAAUCUCACUGUUCCAAACAGCAAUGAUCGUCUUACGCCCGAAAGCCAUCUCGCUUCCCUCCAAAGUAAUGGUAGUCCAGUACCCAAAAAAGAACGCCGUGCUCGAUCUAGCUUAGGUAAUGGCGAAUGUAGAGCGCCCACCAACAACACUUUCUCUCGCUAUCCAGUGCAGAAAAAUCGUUUAUCUACCGAAAGUGAAAUUGGCAAGGCUCCAAUUGAACCUCUUAUUCAAGUUGAUGACGACAACGUCAAAUUGCGGAAUCCAACUGAAGAUGCCACCGAUGGUAUAAAACCAGCUGACAGUCAUGAAGAUUCCAAAGAUUCUGCGGAAGUUGUCGCCGAAGAUGCUACUCAAGAUGUCACUCAAGAUUCUAACGAUGGUCAAACACGACUUGCUGACCAAGAAGUUCCUACCGAGGAUGUCGUUCAAGACGUUGCCGACAUUGCAGACAAAUUAACUCGAGUUGCUACAAAUAAUGCUAUCCUUGCCGUUACCCAAAGUGGCUCAAUGGGACGUUCGGAGAGCCAAACUACCAUAGGUAGACGGAAUAAGAUGGUUCCACCUCCAUCCAAGCGGUUUGCUAGAGAUGCCGACAGAACCAUCUUGGGUCGAUCACCACCGUGAGUUUAUUUGCCCUCCAUCUAUUCUUAACACAAACUAACCCUUACAUGCAGAUAUUCCAAGGUUGGUGCGCGUACAUACAUGGAGCAGCCUAUUGAAGAAGUCGAAGAUUCGAAUGCUAGUCGUCGCAAUAUGACUAGCGGUGUCCCCACAACAAAGCCGAAGGGAUUAAAGCGUGUACUUGCUGCUCGUGCUGGUAGUUCAACCACACAAAGCGGAAAUAUAGCUGUUUCCGACGAUACCAACGGUGCUAAGUCGAAUUUUGCACGAAGACAGUCAUCCUUGCCAGACUCUCCAGAGAAUAAAACCCUGAAACCCGUUACCGUCGAGAAGAGACUCUCAUUCACUGAACGUCUCACUAAACCAACCGCAUCUUCUGCAGCUCGUGCUAAUGCUCGCAAGUCGGUUCCCGCUCAAAAGUCAAACACGAUGGCUUCUGUUAAGAACGCAGGAAGAGGUCUUAAGAGCCGACUCUCUGGUAUGAUCCGCACUCGCCGUGCUUCGGAGGUGGUUGGCCUCGUCGACCCGGCCGUUCACCCCUCUUUUAAUGUUACGGAACAGACUACAGUACAGCACGAUAUUCCCACUGUUGUCUUAGAGAGACCCCCCGAGAUUGCUCCAUUCGCAAAUGAUCGCGAUGUUGGCGAGGAGUUUGCUUCAUUCUACAGUAAAAUGGAGUCACACUCUGAGCAAUUUGAUCAAGCAGGACUACCUACAUGUUUUAUUGAGCCCGUCAAGUCUCGAGUUAUCAGAACAGCCGAGGAUACUAUCGAAACAGCAAAUGAGACUAAUAAAACAUACCAGCAGAUACUAGAUCAUUCUACAUUAGUCACACAAAGCCCUAUCAUUUCCGUAAAACGCUCUGCGAUGUCUGACGCAGAAGUCGAUGCCAUUUUCGAAACUCGAAAUGUAACAACUUCAGAUUCUGUUAUUCGAGACCGCAUCCAGAAAUUGUCGUUGGCAAACAUCCCUACGCGUACGCCUCCAUCAGUCCCAGCAGACCACAGUCAAUUUCAAGCAGAUGAUGGAAAUGACGUUCAAGUUGCUGGAGAUAAUGCUUUAGAUCCUCCACCAAACGAGCAAGACAAUAGGGGGCACACAGACAAGCAGCCUCAACCACAAACCUUUAACGACUCACUUGAUGAAAUCAAAGAUACAUUGGCCAAGCUCCGAGCUGCGCUUCAAGAAGAACAAGAUCCAUACCAACAACUCGUUCUCAUAGGCUUUAGUGUACACCUUACAUCUCUGGUCCAAUCCAUCAACAACAACCGCAAGCUUCUUGUGUUCUUGAAGAGAGCUAAUGAUGCAAUGUGGGUCAACGCUUCAGUUGAGUCUUUAGAAGCUCGGAAAACUCUCCACUACUUGGCUAGAAGAGUAGUCGCUGAUAGCAACAUCUAA